ACGAGUUGCUUUUCUAACAUAAAAAAAAAAACAAAAAUGUCUUUCUACGGAAAAGUUUUCGCUGUUGAGAGCCAAGAAAAUUACGAAGAAUUCGUCAAGUCUAUGGGUCUUCCAGAAGAAAAGUCGAAGAGCCUAUUGGAAUACAAGCCAAGCCAGAAGAUUGAAAAGAACGGUGAUGAGUACACUAUAACCAUUUACACGAAGAAUGGAGACAAAGUUUACAAAGCCAAAUCUGGUGUUGAAUUCGCUGACAGUUUUAGAGACCUACCCGUCAAAAUCACAUUCACGAUUGACGGCAAUAAAGUGACGCAAAUCAUCAAGUUUGACAUCGGCUUCACUCUUACCAUCAAUAAGGAAUACUUUGAUGAUGAGCUCAAAGAGGAAAUUUCCCACAGCCUGUGGGAUGGUGUUGCCCGUAAAGUCUACAAGCCCUUAUAAAACCAUGUAGAUUAUUAUAAAUUUUUGUAAUUAAUGAAACAAAUAUGUAAAAUAAAAGUAUUUUUGUUACUUUA
Molecule: messenger RNA, 512 nt
Organism: Papilio polytes (common Mormon)
Lineage: Eukaryota; Metazoa; Arthropoda; Insecta; Lepidoptera; Papilionidae
Exons: 4
Coding region: 37-438 (133 amino acids)
Biological process (GO): fatty acid transport
Cellular component (GO): nucleus; cytosol
Molecular function (GO): fatty acid binding
Source: RefSeq, a predicted model, not a curated record